AUGGCAUCAAUUUCCAUCUAUGCCUCAAUGAAUGCAGCUCCCAGCUUCCGGUGUUCCACCGUACAUCAGGCUGGAAGGGCAGCGGCGAGUUCUUUAGGGACGGCGCAAGAGACAACCCAUGUUCGGCCAUCGAACUUUGAAGUUCAUAGAUACCAGAGCCCCCUUCCAGUCACUAAGAAUGAAAAGCAGGAUCUUGCAGAACAAGAACCGCCCAGUACGAAAUUUGUGGAUGAACGCUGGAAGAAUGGUACAUGGGAUUUGAACAUGUUCAUCAAGCGCGGCAGAAUGGAUUGGCAUUCGGUGAUCUCCGCAGAAGCAAAUAGGAGAAGAUUUCUUGAAUUAUAUCCAGAAGCAGCAACAAACCAAGAGCCAGUUCUUUUCAGAAGCUCUAUCAUACCAUGGUGGGCUUGGAUCACUCAUUCCCACCUUCCUGAGGCUGAGCUACUAAAUGGUCGGGCAGCAAUGGUGGGAUUUUUUAUGUCGUAUUUGGUGGAUGGAUUGACUGGGAUUGACGUGGUAGGCCAAACAGGCAAUUUUGUGUGCAAAGCUGCCGUGUUCGCCACUGUCAUUGGCGUAGUCCUGUUUAGAAAGAAAGACGACUUUGAGAAGCUGCAAAAGUUAGCUGAUGAGGCCACUUUCUAUGACAAGCAAUGGCAAUCUUCCUGGAAAGAUCAAACUGGCGCUGCCGAUUAA
Oldenlandia corymbosa var. corymbosa is the source of this 693-nucleotide messenger RNA. The record is from the annotation of a GenBank genome assembly. NCBI's taxonomy places the organism in Eukaryota, Viridiplantae, Streptophyta, Magnoliopsida, Gentianales, Rubiaceae.